AUGGGUGCAUUACAAGGAAUUCGAGUUUUAGAUCUGAGUCGAGUACUGGCAGGUCCGUGGUGUGGACAAGUUCUUGCAGAUCUAGGCGCCGAAGUGAUUAAGAUUGAACGCCCUAAAGUUGGUGAUGAUACCCGUAUGUGGGGCCCGCCGUGGAUGCUUGAUCAACAGGGUAGAGCGACGCGAGAAUCUGGAUAUUACCAAUCUGCGAAUCGCAAUAAAUCCUCAGUGGCAAUUGAUAUGGCAACGCAGGAUGGGCAGCGAUUAUUACAACACAUGGUGAAAACCGCAGAUAUUGUGAUUGAAAACUUUAAAGCAGGUUCAUUGAAAAAAUAUGGAUUGGAUUAUGAAACCCUCAAGCAUAUUAAUCCAAAAUUGAUCUAUUGCUCUAUCACUGGUUUUGGUCAAGAUGGGCCGCGUGCAGAAGAACCGGGUUAUGACUUUAUUAUUCAAGGUAUGUCUGGCUUGAUGAGUAUUACUGGUGAAAAAGAAGGUGAGUUAGGGGCAAGUUCACAAAAAGUUGGUGUGGCAGUGGUUGAUAUUCAGACUGGGCUAUAUGCAACAAUUGCGAUUCAGGCGGCACUGAUUUCUCGACAGCAAACAGGUGUUGGACAAUAUAUUGAUAUGUCUUUGUUAGAUGUACAGGUUGCUGGACUCGCCAACCAAGGUAUCGCACCUCAACGAAUGGGUAAUCAUCAUCCCAAUAUUGUGCCUUAUCAGACUUUUAAAGCGCAAGAUAAGGAGUUUAUUCUGGCCUGUGGCAAUGAUAAACAAUUUAAAGAUUUAUGUAUUGCGAUUGGAAAACCUGAAUUGUUAGAUCAAUCAAACUAUCUCCGUAAUCAAGAUCGGGUGAAAUAUCGUCAAGAAUUGGUUGCUUUGUUGUCUGAAUAUUUUUUAUCAAAUACCGCGAAGCAUUGGGUCGAUGCAAUUCAUGCAGUGAAAGUACCUGUUGGCGUGAUUAAUUCUGUUGCAGAUGCUUUAGAUGAACCCCAAAUUCAAUAUCGUAAAAUGGUGGUCAAUAUUCCACAUACAGAUAAUCCUGAUUUUAAUGUGAUUGGUUCACCGAUUAAAAUGACAGGAACACCUGUUGAAUAUCGUAAUGCACCGCCACGCUUAGGAGAACAUACCAAAGCGAUUUUAGAAGAAUUUUGUUCAGAUGAUGAAUUGUUACAGUUAAAGCAACAAGGGGUUAUUGAGGGUAUUGGCUUAUAG
Oppiella nova is the source of this 1209-nucleotide messenger RNA. NCBI's taxonomy places the organism in Eukaryota, Metazoa, Arthropoda, Arachnida, Sarcoptiformes, Oppiidae. The record is from the annotation of a GenBank genome assembly.